AAUGGACCAUUUUGGUCUCCAGUCUUUCAGUCUCUCUUACUCUUGGCCUCCUUCCUCUUCUGCAUCUUUCGGCUCCGAAAAUGGAGUAGUAGUACAGGUCACUCACCGUCACAGUCAUGUCCGUUGCCACCCUCACCAACAGCUGCCUUGCCAAUUAUCGGUCACCUUCAUCUCCUCACAGACAUGCCCCACAUAACCUUCGCACGACCGGCCCACAAACUCGGGCCCAUCAUUUACCUCCAACUAGGCCAAGUCCCAACCGUCAUAAUCUCGUCCUCUCGACUGGCUCGUCUGGCCCUCAAAACCCACGCCCAGGGCUUCGGAACCCGCCCACAGUUGAUCUCAGCUUAGUACCUAUCCAUUGGUUGUUCCAACGUCUUCUUUUCCCCAACCGGUCCCUACUGGCGCCAAGCACGCAAAAUCUGCGUCACCGAGUUGCUGAGCUUGAAACGGAUCAACUCGUUCCAACUCGUCAGGGAAGAGGAGGUGAACAGGAUGUUGGAUUGGAUCCGGAAUCAGUCCGGGUCGAGGCUCAACAUGAUCAAGGCGUUCUACCUUAUGAAUGAUACACUAUGCCGCGCGGCGUUCGGGAAGAGGGUCGGGAAUAAUCGUGAUCUGCUGGAUGUAAUAACGGAGACUAAUGUUUUGCUUUCUGGGUUUUGCGUAGGAGAUUUUUUCCCCGAGUGGAAGUGGGUUAACUCGGUGAGUGGGAGGUUGGAAAAGAAGUUGAACGAUUUGAGAAAAAUAUGCGAUGGAAUAAUCAAUGAGCGUUUACAAAAUAAUGAAUUAAAAACAACAACGGGAAAUAGUGGGGAAGAUUUUUUGGACGUUCUACUUCGGUUGCAGCAACGAGACGAUUUGGAGGUGCCCAUUACAGAUGAAAAUAUCAAAGCUUUGGUUAUGGAUCGUGACAUGUUCGAAGGAGGCACGGAUACAACAUCUGCCAUCCUAGAGUGGACAAUGAUAGAGUUGGUGAGGCACCCAAGAGUGAUGAAGAAAGCACAAGAAGAGGUUCGGAAAGUCGCAUCGAGAUUGCACGAGACCCAUCUUGAGCAUCUUCAUUACAUGAAAGCUGUGGUGAAGGAGACAUCGAGAUUGCACCCACCAACACCUCUACUGGCUCCUCGAGAAUCCAUGGACAAAUGCAUUCUCGAUGGCUUCGAAAUACCUGCUAAAACUCGGGUUGUGAUAAACGCUUUUGCCAUCGGAAGGGAUCCAAAGUCAUGGGAGGAUUCUCUAGUUUAUAAUCCCGAGAGGUUUAUUGAUGAUGAGGAUAAUAAGAAUGGUAGUGUUGUAGAUAUUGAUCUUGUCAAGGAUCAAUAAUUCAAGUUUGUACCAUUUGGAGGUUGCCCUGGUUUUGCAUUUGGAUUAGCAACCAUAGAGAUUGCACUUGCUCGUCUCUUUUACCAUUUCGAUUGGGAAUUGCCUCUAGAAGUACUUGAGCCUCAUGAUGUUGACCUCGAUGAGAUUUUUGGGCUUGCCUCCAGAAAGAGGUCUCUUGUUCUUGUCCCGAAAACCAAUAAAGAUUUCCCAGUCGACGUCGUAAGAAAAUGGGUUCCAAUUGAAAGCUACAGAGUUGAGUGCAUGUCGAUAUUAGGACUUCUCAUGGAUAAUGAUGCACCACUGUUGUCUGAAGAAGGUCCUAUAUAUGGUAAAUCUUUUGCAUCAUUUGAGUUUUUUGACUUAUCUGCUUCCUUUUUUGUUUGA
This is a messenger RNA of Ziziphus jujuba (common jujube), 1707 nucleotides long. RefSeq names its product tryptamine 5-hydroxylase. Lineage: Eukaryota; Viridiplantae; Streptophyta; Magnoliopsida; Rosales; Rhamnaceae. The record is from RefSeq and is a predicted model, not a curated record. Gene Ontology annotation, molecular function: heme binding; monooxygenase activity; iron ion binding.